GGCGGAUCUCCCCAGACCCUAUGAUGGCCUUGCUGCAGGGCUGAGUUCAGUCCCGGUUUACAGGCUAAGAAGGAACCCAGCAUUCUGACUUGGUGAAGCAUAAAGUUUUCUUCUGUCUCAUUUCCCGCAUCUGCCUGGCCACCCUUAACAUCGCAGAGGAGGAGCGACUAAGACCACAGACUGCUUUUCUAAGAGAUAAAGCCGGGCACAGAGAGAAUGAGCAGGCUGCCUGGGGAACGCGAGAACCUCUUCUGGAGGGGAGAGGUUAGAAAGCGCACACGGAUUCCUAGGCCAGGAGCUACCGCAUCCUCCGGCUCCAGCAGAGCGCCGCACCGCACCCGGAGCCCACUCACUGCAGCUGGGAUUCCGGGAGAGGAAGGUGGGACCGGAGGAGGUGGAAGGAUGCUCACGGUGCCGGCCGUAUUGUGUGUGUGUGCAGCCGCUUGGUGCAGCCAGGCUCUCGCAGCCGCCGCGGCAGUGGCUGCGGCCGGGGGGCGGUCGGACGGCGGUAAUUUUCUGGAUGAUAAACAAUGGCUCACCACAGUCUCUCAGUACGACAAGGAAGUCGGACAGUGGAACAAAUUCCGAGACGAAGUAGAGGAUGAUUAUUUCCGCACGUGGAGUCCAGGAAAACCCUCCACUCAGGGUUUAGAUCCAGCUAAAGAUCCAUGCUUAAAGACAAAAUGUAGUCGCCAUAAAAUAUGUAUUUCUCAAGAUUCUCAGACUGCAGUCUGCAUUAGUCACCGGAGACUUACGCACAGUAUGAAAGAAGCAGGAAUAGGUCAUAAGCAGGAGAAGGGGCUCACAUCGCCACCCUGCAGUCAGUGCCCGAUGGUCUACACCAGCCCUGUGUGUGGUUCCGAUGGUCAUUCCUACUCUUCCCAGUGCAAACUGGAAUAUCAGGCAUGUGUCCUAGGAAAGCAGAUCUCAGUCAAAUGUGAAGGACUCUGCCCUUGUCCUGAACAUAAAUCCACAAGUACAAGCAGGAAUGUUAAGAGAGCGUGCAGUGACCUGGAAUUCAGGGAAGUGGCAAACAGAUUACGGGACUGGUUCAAGGCCCUUCAUGAAAGUGGAAGCCAAAACAAGAAGAUAAAACCAUUACUGAGGCCUGAAAGAAGCAGGUUCGAUACAAGCAUUUUGCCAAUAUGCAAGGACUCACUUGGCUGGAUGUUUAACAGACUCGAUACAAACUACGACCUGCUGUUGGACCAGUCAGAGCUAGGCAGCAUUUACCUUGAUAAGAAUGAACAGUGCACUAAGGCGUUCUUCAAUUCUUGUGACACAUACAAGGACAGUUUGAUAUCAAACAAUGAAUGGUGCUACUGCUUCCAGAGACAGCAAGACCCACCUUGCCAGACGGAGCUCAGCAAUAUUCAAAAGCGACAAGGGGUAAAGAAGCUCCUGGGACAAUACAUCCCCCUGUGUGACGAAGAUGGUUACUACAAGCCAACACAAUGCCAUGGCAGUGUCGGGCAGUGCUGGUGUGUUGACAGAUAUGGAAACGAAGUAAUAGGAACCAGAAUCAAUGGUGUUGCCGACUGUGCUAUAGAUUUUGAAAUCUCUGGAGAUUUUGCAAGUGGAGACUUGCACGAAUGGGCUGAUGAUGAAGGUGAGGAGGAAGACGUGAUGAAUGACAAAGAGGAGAUUGAAGAUGAUGAUGAGGAUGAAGGGGAUGACGAUGAUGAUGAUGACGAUCAUGAUGGAUACAUUUGAUCAGUGAGGCCUGAG
Molecule: messenger RNA, 1728 nt
Organism: Fukomys damarensis (Damara mole-rat)
Lineage: Eukaryota; Metazoa; Chordata; Mammalia; Rodentia; Bathyergidae
Gene: Spock3
Product: SPARC (osteonectin), cwcv and kazal like domains proteoglycan 3
Exons: 12
Coding region: 217-1713 (498 amino acids)
Molecular function (GO): calcium ion binding; protein binding
Source: RefSeq, a predicted model, not a curated record